AUGGUGGCUGCUGUGGCCGUGGUGGUGGCUGUGGCCGUGGCGGUGGUUGUGACCCGUUCUGUGGCGGUUGCGGUUCAGGCUGUUGCGGCUUUGGUGUCGGAGCCGGCUCUGGUUGAGGUGUGGGUGUCGGAGCCGGCUCUGGUUGAGGUGUUGGUGUCGGAGCCGGCUCUGGUUGAGGGGUUGGUGUCGGAGCCGGCUCUGGUUGAGGUGUUGGUGUCGGAGCCGGCUCUGGUUGAGGUGUUGGUGUCGGAGCCGGCUCUGGUUGAGGUGUUGGUGGCGGUGCCGGCUCUGGUUGAGGUGUGGGUGUCGGAGCCGGCUCUGGUUGAGGUGUUGGUGUCGGAGCCGGCUCUGGUUGAGGGGUUGGUGUCGGAGCCGGCUCUGGUUGAGGUGUGGGUGUCGGAGCCGGCUCUGGUUGAGGUGUUGGUGUCGGAGCCGGCUCUGGUUGAGGUGUUGGUGGCGGUGCCGGCUCUGGUUGAGGUGUGGGUGUCGGAGCCGGCUCUGGUUGAGGAGUGGGUGUCGGAGCCGGCUCUGGUUGAGGUGUUGGUGUCGGAGCCGGCUCUGGUUGAGGUAGUUGCGGUUGCUGUGGCACUGGCUGUGGCAUUGGGUCUUUUGGCUUAG
Plutella xylostella (diamondback moth) is the source of this 618-nucleotide messenger RNA. The record is from RefSeq and is a predicted model, not a curated record. Lineage: Eukaryota; Metazoa; Arthropoda; Insecta; Lepidoptera; Plutellidae.